AUGGCACCCUUCACUGAGCCUCAUCACAUACGAUGGCAGAACGAGGCAAAGAGGGCAUUUGGAGCGACUCUGCCGGCUUGGACUGUUGCCGACGACAACGACGACUAUGAUGUUCACAUUAUGAAGACUCCCUCGAGGAGAUCGAGGGCCAGGCGCGACAACAGCAGAGUUGCAUCCAAGGAGCCUGAGGUGAUGAUUUCUAUCCUGAGGGAACCUUUCAACAAGCGAACAGAAGACAAGGCAACCAAGGAGACGACUAUGGAAAACGAAAAGCCAACCACAUACGACGACAAGCUUGAGGGCGAAAGUGAUAGCGAAAGCGGAGAGGACGGCAAAAGUGGCAGUGACUCCGAUAGUGAAGAUGAUAAAGAGGACGGGGGUGAAAGUGAGAAGGAAGAGGACGAGACCGAACAAGACACCGCAGACGCCGACUCAACGGACCCCAUCAAUAUCAAGUUGCCAGCAUCAUCAACAAACAACCCAUCAAUGGCCGCUCCAUCGGCGGAGGGAAGUGCAGCGGAUUCUGGAGGCCUGGUUGCUGGAAGCGAUGGCGUACAUUCAAAUGUCCACAAGAUCCUCUUGGGUGUAGGAUCAGUCGGUGGCUUUCUACUCUUACUUGGUCUUGGUUUUCUCAUCUGGAAGUUCUAUUCAAAGCGAGACUCACCAAAGAAGACCGUUCCUGUCGACGACAUGUCUUUCGAUAAGCCCAGUCGUUUCGAGACCCUCGUCUCCAAAGUCCCCUUCCUCGGAUCACGCUUCGGCCACCAAGGCUGGUACACAAUCGAGGCUCCUACUCCUCCUCCCUCAUAUAGCGCCGAAAAGAUGCAGCCCCUCUCACCUUCACCCACAAUCCUCUCACCUCUACCAAUGCCACCUCUUCCCAAGCAAUCCAGCUCUCAUCUUGCCGUGCCUACUAAGCCUUGGGGUGCUUAUCGCAUGAGCAGCAGGACCACACGAACAAACUACGACAUCGACGCUAUCAGCCCUACAAGCACAACGUUCGUUGAGAGCGCCACCGCUGUCCAGGUCAUUGCUCGUCAUGAUCCCAAAGAAGGUCUCUCAUCAGCCGACAAGCCGCAGCACAAGCGAGUCCCUUCUGCGAUACCGUUGCCAUACGAUGUCACGCGCCGCCAGACUGGCGUCAGUGAGCUAUCCUCCAUCUCUUCUGGUUUCGGCGACUACGACAUCGUCGUGACACCGACCUACCAGACCAUCCAAAGUGUCCCUUCACGCCCCGAACCUUCUCGCCAACCCACGUGGAAGUCUUCUGCCUCCAGCCGCCGCGAUACUACAUCCACCAUGGCUUCCGUAGAUGCUCGGCCACGAUUCCGCUCUGUUAACUCAUGGGUAAAGCAGCAGAAUGGUCAAUUAAGACGAGCUCAGAAGCAACAAGAGAACGGCUAUGAUAGUGACGCUCCCCCAGUUCCCGCUCUGGCUUUCCCUCCAGACCAGGACUUUAGAUACAUGUUGCCUGAUGACGAGAGACCACGUCCAGUGGAGAUGGUCUAA
Molecule: messenger RNA, 1509 nt
Organism: Fusarium sp. VM40
Lineage: Eukaryota; Fungi; Ascomycota; Sordariomycetes; Hypocreales; Nectriaceae
Source: the annotation of a GenBank genome assembly